Messenger RNA from Gigantopelta aegis, 2637 nucleotides. Its product is annotated as transcription cofactor vestigial-like protein 2. The record is from RefSeq and is a predicted model, not a curated record. Bases 60 to 1091 code for a protein of 343 amino acids. Gene Ontology annotation, biological process: regulation of transcription by RNA polymerase II. The transcript is spliced from 4 exons. Lineage: Eukaryota; Metazoa; Mollusca; Gastropoda; Neomphalida; Peltospiridae. Gene Ontology annotation, cellular component: nucleus.
GUUUGAAUGCGCUUGAAGCAACGCAUUGAUGCUGUUUCUCCGUGUGAUUGUACCUCAUUAUGAGUUGUGUUGACGUUAUGUAUCAGCCUUAUGCAUCGGGAUUUUCUUACCACCGCCACACCUCCGAACCGCCACAGGCUUUCGGCGUUCCCAGGAUGCACGAGCCGCUGGACCUGGGCAGCUACUCGGCGUCAACGUGCACUUCAACGACGGGGCCGGUGAAGGAGGAGGAGGAGGACAAGGGUUCGCAACCCAAGGAGACGCAUUACCUGAACGCCAACUGCGUCCUACUGACGUACUUCUCGGGCGAUACGUCAUCCGUCGUGGACGAACACUUCUCUAGAGCUCUCAGUCAGACGAGCAGUUUCAGUCCCGACUCACAAAACAACAAACAUGUCGUUAAAGUAAGGCACAUAAAAUCGUAUCUCUGCACACUGCAGAGUCAAAUGAAAUUUUGGCAGGUCUUGAUUGCUCCUUCGAAUACAGUAACUGUCAAGUGCAGUGUCGGAAGUUUUGGAGGUUUCCUUUAUAGAAUCUUAUUCGGCUAUAUAGAAAGAAAAUAUUUUUAUUUUUGUAAAUGGUUUUUUUUUUUUUUUUUUUUUUUUUUUCCAGACUCACCCCUCAUGUCUCAGAGGAAUUUCCCGCCAUCCUUCUGGAACAGUAACUACCAGCCUACGACGGGACUCAUGGCAUCGCACCACGACUUUCAGUUCUCGUCUGCUCCCUAUUUUCCGUCAUCCUUGCACGGCAUCUCGAGCUUACACCAAGACCCCUGGCAUUACCCUCUCUCCUCCCAGACACACGGCGUGUCGUAUCCUCACAGGUCCAUGCACUACGACCUGUCCUACCCGUCCAUGGCCAGCACCAGCAGGUUUUCCCCUGGAAACUACGGCACUUUGUUGAUGCAGCCCUCCAUGAGAUCGAGUCAGUUUGGAAGCAUGGCGGGACAGUGCGAUCUCACGAAGCCGUCCGACGCAUCCAGACCCAGAUACCCCGAUCACAGAAUAGGAUCAGACUUCCCUUCACAUACUGCUCUGCCAGGGCUCGACAGUUCCAUCCAGGAGGCGGGAAAAGAUCUCUACUGGUUUUAGAGGGCUACAAAAAAACCUGUAUAGCAUGCGACUGGAGAGUUCAGGCCCAGAGCCCAAUCCUCGGGUCAUAUUUGUGCAGUUAAGCUGAGAGAGAUUGCCAACAAGUUCCAAUUAGUGUCUUUGGAAGAGUUAUUCGCCCAUCCAAGAUGGCUGCUAGCUGGGACGAUCGAUUCGAUAGCUGGGAACAUGUUGGUUCAGGGAUUAUCACGCUCAAGGAAACCAUCUGAGAAAUGUGGAUUCGCUCUGGACAACUCCCGCCUUGGAGAAGCAGCAAGGUUUUGUUUGAAAGUCCUCGCUAAACAUCAUGGUAUCUGCGACCAGACUGCUCGCUGUGGUUUCGCUUAUGUCCCGCCAAUAAAGACGGGCGAUGUAUUUCCCGCUUUUUUUCCACAAGGGAGACAACUGAGUUCUGUCUACAGAAAAAGACGUAUUGCGUUGAGGUUCGAGCGAUUUCAGUGAAAUCUUUGAUAUACCACGUGUUGUGUUCUGACAGAAGUGAGGAUAACAAUGACAUAAGUUCUGUUCCUAUGGUGGGAGAACGCUGAAAGAACUUUUAAACUCAUGACAUGUCACAUGACAGCAGUCUCGGUAGUGUGUAGUGUUCUGACCAGAAUAACGUCAGUGAUCUUAACCCAAAGCAUAAUCAACUUGGCAGUUAUAUUUUUUAUAUAGGAUAUUAAGAAUGCAGUUUAGCAUAGAAAUACAAACUGUUGAAAUACAAUAAAUAACAUCGCAACUUAAGAAAUAGUGGUAUCAUGCAAUGAAACAAUUAUGGGGUUUUUCUCCUAAUUUUUAAUGCAGUUUGGAAAAACUAAUUAUUGAAGGAAAAUUGUCAAUGUUUAAUAUUGUCCAAAAUCAAAAACAUGCAAGAGUAUGAUAUUAUAAUUUGACAAUGUUUUCAUCAUACGCCAAAUUUCAUUACAACUGUCAUCAGCGUGUGGAAAAUGAGAAAAGUUAACCAACAUCUUAAUACAUUAUUUUCAGUUGGUCACAGCCAUUUGUGUUCAUAUUACCGUCACGUUACCGUGAUUUAAAUGCAGAAGUGGACGUGUGUUGCAUACUAUACCGGGUGUUAUUGUUACCAAUAUGAAGAGUUGCGUAUUAUAUUAUUAACAUACCACACACAAAAUUGUCACGGUCAACACGCAGAGCUGCAAUGCUCGUACUGCAUCUGGAAUUACCAUCGUAUGCAGAAGUAUAUGAUGGUCAUUUAUUACACCGGACGUUGUGACUUGCAAACAAAUCUGUAUAACAGAUAUAUAACAGUUAUAAUACCGUAACUAAUAUUCAGAUUUGUGAAAGUCUCACUUGUCAUACCGGAAUUACGGAUAACAAUCUGAUUUAUAUAAUAUUCAUUUAUCAUACUAGAAGUUAUCAUGACAAAAAGGCAAAUGUGUAUAAUUGUCAUACGGUAAUGUCAUUACUCAUUAUUAGUCAUUCAGGUCACUGUCAUUAAAUCAUGCCAAAUAUAGCCUGUGAUAAAAUGUUAUUGUUAUUGUACAGAAACGUGUUAUCUUUUGUAAAUAAAAUCAUGUCAAGAAUCUCA